GAGCGGACCGUAGCGGGAGGUCGGUGAUGUACGGAGUGCGAGGGAGCGCGCCUCACUCCUGGUGACCGAGGGGUUAAUGAAUGCAGUGGGAUCCUGGUGUCGCAUGUCCUCGGCCUGUGCCCUCAGGACUGGCCCCGUCGCCAUGCGGUGGCGACAGCGCUCGACCCCUUCACGAGCCAAGGAGCGCGCGAACAUCAGCUUCUUCAUUUUCAUCAUGUUUUUCGCGGUAUUUGGCGUAAUAGUACUGACUGAACUGCUGCUAUUGGAGAGACCGCCCUCAGGGGCUCCCCGUUCACGGUACCUCGAAAGCCUACAGAGCUUGGAGAGACGGACGGAGAAGGGUGGCGACGGAGGCGACCAGCUACCGCCCGCGCACUCCCCCCAGGACGCUGUGUGGCAGCCGGUCGCCGGGACCAGGUUUAAAUUCUACGUGUACUCGGCGUACAUGGAGAGGAGGACCGUAGCAGCUGUGAGGGUCAUCGCGGCAACCAGGACACAUGGCACCGAGCCCGUCGUGUGUCGCAUUUGGUUGACUGACAACCGGACUGUCACUGUUAAAGCUAGGGUUAAGCCAAUACGCGAAAACUGGAAUAUGAAAUACAGUGCGACAUACGUAUUGUGUUUGUUGAGAGGCUCGGGUGUCAAGCCGCAGGAGACCGUAGGAGCCUCCGUAGCCGUCGUAGCCGCCGCUACGCCCAACCGGCCGCCGACUAACCUGCUGACUGUACUCGACACCGAGCCUGGAAGCGGUAUAGAUGAAACAUUGCAUGUAUGUGUGAAGCCUUUUCAUUUCUCGUACUCCCGGGCUGAUUGGUUGAUGGAAUGGUUUGAACUGAACCGCAUCCUCGGCGCCACUCACUUCUAUAUGUACAAUGAGUCCCUGAGCGCGCCUGUGGCCUGUCUGUUGGAACAUUACAGGAAGCAAGGCUUGGUGACACUGUUACCAUGGAAACUGCCCAUCGUAUCCAAAAUUGAAAUCAGAACUGAGGGGCAGUUCGCAGCGUUCAAUGACUGUCUGUAUCGGUCUAUGUCGUCCGCGGGCUGGCUGCUUGUGAUCGACGUCGACGAGAUAGUUAUACCGCGACGAGAGAGAACUCUGAUAGCACUACUGACGGCUAUGAGGGCCGCCUACAAUCCCUCGGCGAAAGCACCCUCCGCUUUUCUCUUUAGGAAUACCUUUUUUUAUAUGCACUGGGAGGAUGACGUGGAAGCGCCAGCGCCGUUGGUGACGGCUCGGAAGACCCGGCGCUGGGCAUCUCCUCACGCGAUCAAGAACCGCAGCAAAUACGCUCUCCGUCCUCGCGACGCUGUGGAGCUAGGGAACCACUUCCUGUGGGAGAUGGCUCCCGGAGUGAGUUGUGUUGGUGUGCCCAUUGAGAGAGCUCUUCUGCAUCAUUACAGAAUGGUGUGCGAGUAUGGUGGUAUGCAAUGUUUGACUGUCCCGUCAGUCGUAGACAGAACAGCUCAUCGGUGGGCUGAAGAAUUAAUGCAAAGAAUCACAGCAGAAAAGACUUCAAUAUCAAAAACAUGCCCCAUAUAGUAUAUCUGUAUGACAAAUAGUACAAAAUAGUUUUAAUUUUAUAUUAUUAUAAAGCUUUUGGCGACACAUUUUUGUACUAAUUCAUAGCAAUGGUAGAUGUUUCUUAGACAGACAGAAAUGCGUAGAUAUUUUGAAAAGAAGAGUAAUUUAACAAAUUACGGUGUAUGUAAAUAGGUAUCAUGUUAUAUAUAUUAAUAUUAAUAAUAUAUAUUGACACACUUUUACAUAAAUUAUCUUGCCCCAAAUUAAGCAUAUAGCCUGAGUUAUGGGUUGCAAGACAACGAUAUAUUUAAUACAAUGUACUUACUUAAACAUACAUAAAUACAUAUAAACAUCCAUGACUCGGAAACAAUCAUCAAUAUUCAUCAUAUAAAUGCUUGCACUUACCGGGAUUCGAACCCGAAUCCGAAUUCGAAUAACAAUGUAUUGGUUAUUUUAUUUAUUCUUUUCGGAUGUCGUAUCCAAGGCUUGCCUAGAAUCAGAAAUCCUUUGGAGUGUGUUUUCAAUUCCAGUUACAUUUUUAAAUAUUAGUGUAUCCAGCUAUUGAGUUAUAUUACAAAUAUUGAUUCAUAUGAUAAAAGAUUAAAAAAUACAUGUGAGAAUUCGAUUACUAAAAUUAUCUACAUAAUAUUGGCCUAAGCAUCAAUCUUGAGUUGAUUGCAGUUGCAUAAAAAAAUUGCCCUAAUUAAUGAAUGCGAUCUAAGUAGGAACCAACACCUUUGUUGGUUGGCACAGUGAUGAAAUAUUGUAUCGCUGUUACUUUUCAGAUCUGCGUAUUCUAUAAUAAUAUGUUGAGAAUAUUUCUUUAUGCACUUCUUUUUGAUCUGAUAUCAGUCAUUAUCAUCAUGUAGCACUUAGAUUAUUGAUAGGUCUCCCCGCGCGCGCUUCUUAUAGAUACCGCUAGCGUAGAUACUUGUAUAAAGUGGCAACAGUACUUCGAUAAAGCUGGCGUACACCAGGCCAGACUCCUUGGAAGUAAUCUGUAAGGCCAAGUGUUUUAUUGAGUUUUAGUCAUAAUCCAAAGUGCCAUGCUAGUUUGCAUAGUGAAAAUCUGUAAAAAAAUACUGCAACAAGUAUGGCAAACACACAUAUUAUAUUUACGCAUAACAAUAUUGUAAUCAGUAAUAAUAUGAAAGCGUUAUUUAGACGGAGCGUGUUCACAGAACACCUAUCAAUAAUCUAAGAUUUAGCAAUUAGUUAUCCAAAAUUGUGAAGUGCCAAAAUAUUAAUUGUAUGUUGUGACCAAUUUAUUGACCUAUUAAAUUGUCAUCGUUUGCCAUUAAGUCAUUAGUUUUAUAUACUUAGUAUCCAAACUCCAUAAUUAUAUCAGAAAAAUAUCUUCUAGCAACUCUUAUUGUCUGGACUCUGGAAAGCCCCGAUGCGCCUAUUUCUAACAAACAGGUGAACAUACGGAACUUGUAUUAAAUAUAUGCCUUCAGCAAUAUUUUGGUCACGGUGACGGUGAACAGGAUCAUUGGAAAGGAAAUGUAACUAAUUUUGCCCCAAGGAUUAGAUGCAAUGAUGAAAGAUAUCGUAUCCUGUAACGUAAAUACAUAGUGGGCUCACUUACCGUAAUAGUUAAAUCUAAGAGAGACGACGACCGAUAUCAAAAUUACUUUUCAGGAUGGGUCUUUCCGAUUGCGAUAGACUAUUCGGAAUUACAAAACUAAACCAUUUUUUUGUAUUGACGAAGUAGACAUGUAAACCAAUGCACAGUUGUAAACUUGACCGUCAAAUAUUAUUAAUGAAACGAAAUAGCAUCGGUGGCUCGGUGGGAUAACCGUUGUGUCCCCCAUUUUUAUCCUCGCCUCCCAUGUUGUAUAUUUGGUCUUUUCUGUGUUUGAAUUCAUCUCUAAGUUUAUUCGACGUUUUCUUAGACGGGCAAUGCUCUUGUGAUUCCACUGGUAUUACAAGAAAGACGCGUCGAUCACCUCAUCACCAACUUAUUUGUUUCUUAUUGCUCCUUUGUCGUAUUUUUCCAUAAAAAAAUAACGAUACUAGAACGCUAAUUCAUUGGAUUGUGCUACGGAUUUUGCCCAAUCGAGAUCUCAAUGAUACGGCAGUAAAUGUUAUUCAAACGCCUCUUACAAUGAUCGACCUAGGAUGACUAUAGUAUUGGUUUUAUUACUCACUUGAUUAUUACUCACAUAAUAAUUACGUAAAUAAAAACAUUUUCACAUUUCACUACCGCCUGCAUUAUUAUACUCAAAAGCCUAGAAGUUUUAAGGAAAUAUUAAAUAUUUAUAAAAUUUUGCUUAAAAUAUUUUGAUACUUUGUAAUUAAUUUACAAAAGAUUCUUACGAGUUAUUAAGUUGAAAAAUUAUGUUUAUAAUUAAGUUGCUGUUGUCUACACUUUUUUGUUGAAUGUUGUAAGUUUCCUGUUGAUGUGUUUUUAAUUGUCUCGCUAGUAAAAUUGAUUUGUACAUAAAUUUAUUUUUCUUAAUCAUUCCUAUUAUGUUGUUUGUUGGUUGUUUGUCUUAGUUAGGUUUAAUUCAAUAACAGUACCAGUAGAUGCCUAUAACUUUUAUAAAUUGAUCAUUGGCAUGCCAAUGGGUUACCUAUAUAUUUAUUUAUGUGUAAAUAAUAUAAAUUUAACAUAUUAUCUAGUUAUCUCACAGAUAUAUUACGAUGCAGAUAGAUGCAGUAUUUUACAGAAAAAUUAUAAAAACUGCUUAAAUAUUGCACAAUGCGUUCUUUUAAACAUUACUUAUAAGUAUCAUAUUUUAAAUGUAAUAAAAAAAUGUCAUUCUUGAAAUGUAUUUGCACAAGAGAAGAUUUUUGUUGUUAUGUAAAAAAAAUUAAGAAUUUACUUUUACGUUAGUAUUUCUUGUUGAAUAAAGUAAUAUUAAUAUUACCAUUUGUGAAUUAUGUUUUGUACGAAAUAACUUGUAAAUGUUUUUAUAUUUUUAGUUGUUACAUUCAUUCAAUACUGAGAAUGUUUUAUUGAUUUUUAUAAUAGAAACUUAUCUUACCCACAUUCUAGGAUGACACGCACACACACACAUACACACACACACACUAACACCUUGUUCCCGUCGGUGGAGGCAGAGACAACAGAACCCCACUUGCUUCUAUCCUUACAAUCCUCACGCGCUUUCUCUACAUUCAUUACUCUUUUCAUACAUGCUAGCCGGUUCCGGGUGCUUGCUACCUUUCCACUUUUCAAACCGUCCCCAAUUCGGUCAACGAAUGUUCUACGAGGUCUCCCGCGACCGACAUGCCCACACACACCUGCCUUAUAAUAUAUGGGUUAUUGCUGAAAUGAAGUGGCUAAUUUCACCACAAAGUGUUUCAACGAUCGUCACAACGCAUCUCAGUAUUUGAGUGUAAUUUCAUGCUUUCCUUAAUUUAAUUUAUUUGUCAAUAUUACAAUUACUUUAUUUAAUUUAUGCUUCAUAAAUAAUGGAAAAAUUAAAAAGUUCAAUUCUUAUUUAUCAUGCGCGCUUAUUUUUAAUUUUUUCCUACAAUAUACGAUAAAUUUUAAUAUAUAACCGUCUACUUUGUACUUAAUUAAUUUAAAAUUAUUGCGAAUAAGAAUUCACCCGAAUAAUAAUAUUAUCUUCGAUUACUGUAAUGUAAUAUUCGUUUCUAAAAAUAAAUAAAUUAUUAUUAUGCAGAAUAUUUUAAUAUAAAACCGCCUUCGAUCAAUAAUUAGACUCGAGAUUGUAAAAUAAUAAUAUAUAUUACUAGCUGCUGCCCGCGACAACAAUAUUGUAAUGUCUGUAUCUAGCGUGAUAGUAUGUAGCUUACAUUAUCCCGUAUAUAUUAUAUUAUGCUGUCCAGAUCUCUUUUAAAUCAAAUCUAUUCUGUAGUUUUUGCGUUUUGUCCGGACUUGUAGACAAAUGGACAAACAGACAAAAAUCUCCAAACAUUUUUGGAGAUUUUUUCGAAAAAAUAUAAAAUGUCGUACAUGUGCUUUAUAGUUUUUACUUAGUUACAAUGUUGUUAUAUUAUGUAUAAAUAGAUAUAUAAUGAUAAGAAGCAGUAAUGCUAAGUUCAAAUAUUGAUUUCAGAAUGAAGAAAAUAUUAUGUUUGAUAUUUUUAUACACAAUUUACAUAAUAGUAUCAAUAAGGGGAAUGUGACCCUUAUAAAGAAAACGGAAAACAGUUAACAUUAACAUUAUACACUAACUAAACAAUGCCUUAAAUACAAGUACUUUUGUGUUAUUUGAAUGGUUUAACAUUUCUACUAAUUAAUAAAUUAUUAAAUGGAUAAGAUUUGUAAGAAAAUUGUUGUUUUGUUCGAUUGAAAUUACGAAACCACUAUGUUCUGAGUGAUUUCCUGAACAGUAAACGGUACGAUUUUUGAUAGGUUUCUUUCAAAUUAUGUAACAUGUGAAACAAUAUUAAUAAAUGCAUCGAUAUUGUUUAAUUUUUGUAUAUCGUCUGCAAAUGCGCUUACAAGUAUGUUCCUAACUUUAUUGCAUACAUGCUAAGUAUAACUGUAUAAGGUCGAUGAAGAUACUGUGACCAUUUAUCCGUGUUUUAUUGUUGAUCGAAAACUGCAUUAUGUCAUUUCCUAUGUUGUGAACGCCCGCUGUUUGUGUACAUAUAAAAGACUUUUAUAUUUUUUAUUUCUUUUACAGUUUUUGCUAUCUUUGUGGAUAUCAGCAUUGUGUUGUGUAUGUACUUGCUCAAAUCUAAAAGUAUUGCCUCUAAGACAGUAUUAUAAUAAGUUUUAUGUAUAUUUUAUAAAAUAACAGCUUAGAAAAAGUCCAUGAAUUUAUAAUUAUAAGACUUCAGUACUAUUAAAGGCAACCUUAGUAUUUCCGCUAAAGCUCCGUUAAAGCAAUAACACGCGCAACGUUCAAACGGGGGAGAAGCAUUGCCAAUAUUGUGAUCUCUCUCACUCUGUCAGUACAUAAUAUUAUGGGGUGACUGGUGAUCCCCAAUGUGACUACUAUAGUAAAAUAUUGUUUAAUCAAACAACUAAGUGGGUAGUAUAUAUACUUAUUUAUAAUAAUUUAUCUGACCGUGAUAUGGUAGUUGUAAAUAGAUUGACGAAUGUGACUUGUAAAUAAAGUUAUUAUUUUAGUUUUUUCUCAAAGUAA
Messenger RNA from Leptidea sinapis, 6591 nucleotides. RefSeq lists its product as uncharacterized. Bases 77 to 1540 code for a protein of 487 amino acids. The record is from RefSeq and is a predicted model, not a curated record. NCBI's taxonomy places the organism in Eukaryota, Metazoa, Arthropoda, Insecta, Lepidoptera, Pieridae. The transcript has 8 exons.